AACAAAACUACCAAGAAGAAAGGCCAGUGUACAUAAUAAGAAGAAGGAAAACAGGCGAAUUUAUAAGAGGAUGUCGGAAAGGGUAGCUUCGUGUGGGAGCCUGUAUGACAGCACCAACCUGCUGCUACAAUACUGCAACAACGAUGACACGGUGUCAGCCGGCAGUAACAUGGACAUGGAGGACCGCGUGUCCCACCUGGAGCAGAGGCUGCAGCUGCAGGAGGAUGAGAUCCAACUGCUGAAGGCCGCUCUGGCCGAUGCUCUGCGUCGCCUUGGUUAUUGUGAGGAGCACAGUGUGGGCCUGACACAGGGGGGGCGAAGACCACUGUCCACUGCUGCUGCCCCCCCAACUAAAGUGCGUCAGCUGCUACAGGCUCUUCCCUCCAGACCACUGAGUAAUGGAUAUGUACAGCAGAAACGCAUGCUCUCCUCUCCUUCAUCUCCAAAGAAAGAGACAGUGCAGUCUAUCAAGAGAAAAAGCCAGUCCACGGAGCGUUUGACCCUGGUAAGGAGAGAGCUGGGUUUAGAGAGUCGCAGUCGAACCACAUCAUCCAGCAGCUCGUCUGGAGGCAAAAGCAAAUCCAAAGAAUGCACUUUUAAUGCAGAGGACAGCUAUGUGCGGAUGUUCUUGCGAGGCCGCCCUGUCACCAUGCACAUCCCAGAUGAUGAGAAAGAGAGCUACAGUCUGGACCACAAGGUGGUGCUGCCUGAUCGCAAACUCAAGCUGCAGUGGGUUUAUGGCUAUCGGGGGCGUGAUUGCCGCUCAAACUUGUACUUGCUGCCUACAGGAGAGAUUGUCUACUUCAAUGCUUCUGUUGUGGUGCUGUACAACACUGAGGAGCAGCAGCAGAGGCAUUACCUGGGGCACAAUGAUGACGUAAAAUGCUUAAGUGUGCAUCCUGACAUGGUAACCAUAGCAACAGGACAAGUGGCUGGAAACACUAAAGAUGGAAAGUCUCUUCCUCCUCAUGUUCGUGUGUGGGACUCUGUGAGCCUCAACACACUGCAUGUUCUUGGGAUGGGAGUUUUUGACCGUGCUGUCACCUGUGUGGCUUUCUCCAAAUCAAACGGUGGUGCUUUCUUGUGUGCUGUGGAUGAUGCCAACGAUCAUAUUCUGUCUGUCUGGAACUGGCAGAAAGAGAAGCAGUUGGCUGAUGUCAAGUGCUCCAAUGAUUCAGUAUUGGGAGCUUUAUUUCAUCCAAUGGACGCCAAUUUGAUUGUUACGUGUGGGAAAUCUCACAUCAACUUUUGGACCAUGGAGGGCAGCACUCUUACUAAAAGACAAGGGCUGUUUGAGAAACAUGAUAAACCAAAGUACAUACUUUGUGUGGCAUUUGCUGAGAAUGGAGAUGCCAUAACAGGAGACUCCAGUGGAAACAUCUACAUUUGGGCUAAAGGAGGUAACCGCAUCAGCCAGGUGGUGUCUGGAGCCCAUGAGGGGGGCAUCUUCUCUUUGUGUGUGCUGAAGGAUGGUACCCUAGUGUCUGGGGGAGGGAAGGACCGCAAGGUGGUUCUGUGGGACCAUGACUACACAAAACAGUCUGAAAUGGAGGUGGGUGAAGCAUUCGGCCCGGUCCGAGCAGUUGCUGAAGGAAAACAAGGGGAGCUCUUUGUUGGCACCACCAAAAACGCCAUAAUUAGAGCUGCUUUCCCUGACACAUUAACUCCAAUUGUACAGGGUCACACUGAUGAACUGUGGGGUCUGGAUGUCCACCCUUCUAUGGAGCAGUUUGUGACCUGCUCCCAGGAUAAGCAUGUCCACCUGUGGGACACCAAUACCCACCAGCCCAUCUGGAGUAAAACCAUUGAGGAUCAAGGACGGUCUGCAGGCUUUCAUCCCAGUGGUGCUGUUGUGGCUGUGGGGACCAUGUCAGGAAGGUGGUUGGUGCUGGACACUGACACCCGAGAUCUUGUCUCGAUGCACACAGACGGCAAUGAGCUCAUCUCCAAUGUCAAGUAUUCUCCAGAUGGAAACUUUUUGGCUGUCGGCUCCCAUGACAACUUUGUUUACAUCUACACGGUGACAGAGGGUGGUAGGAAGUACAAUCGUGUUGGUAAAUGCACUGGUCAUUCCAGUUUUGUAACUCACCUGGACUGGUCAACAGACAGUCAAUACCUGGUCACCAACUCAGGAGACUAUGAGAUCCUCUUCUGGGAAGCCCCCACUGGAAGACAUGUGACCAACAUGGAUACUGUGCGUAACCUGCAGUGGGCCACAUCCACCUGCACUCUGAGCUUCAACACCUUCGGUAUUUGGCCUGAUGGUGCAGAUGGCACUGACAUCAAUGCUUCCUGUCGGUCACAUGAUAGAUCUUUGCUGGCUUCUGCCGAUGAUUUUGGCAAAGUGCACUUGUUCUCCUUCCCCUGUUCACAUCCAAGGGCUCCCAGCCACGAGUACAGUGGCCACAGCAGUCAUGUGACCAAUGUUGCCUUCCUGCACGACGACAGUCACCUCAUUUCCACUGGCGGGAAAGACACCAGCAUUCUCCAGUGGGUGGUGGCUUAGACUGAAACUCUUCUCUGCCCCUCCUCCUAUCACUGUAUCAGCCUCCAGACCAAUGGAGCUCUCCACUGUGCCUAUAGUAACUCACAUUAGCUUGGAUGGCCUGGGCUGAUAAAGCAUACUUGACAAAUUUGCAUUGCUUGGAUAUUAAAUGCUUCAGCAGUAUACAGCGCUGUCCUUAUGCACAUGACCAUAUACAGAACAUAUUGAUUCAGACACAGUGUGCUGGUGAUGGCUAAAGAGUGUUGUUAGUUUAAAAAUAUAUCCUUGAAUGUUCCUACACCUUUCAGUCUGUAAUGUACGUUCCACCUGUGCCUAUCCCAGACUAAUUUAAUGUCCCUUUAAUUGGACUUCUACUGUUUUAAGCGACAUGUGAUUGUCAUUUUAAGUGUUCAUACUUAUUAUGAAUGGAGCUGUUACGAAUGUACACUGCUGAAUUUCCUAUUGUUAUGUUAAGUUGAUCACUGUACUAAAAGCAUGAAAACAUGAGUAAAAAAGGAUAGACAGACAUUUAUGGCAAAACAACCAUAUGUAAUCUGAAUGCAUGCUUGUUUGAGAAGCAAGACUGAAUUGAAAUAGAUGGUACCCUUCAAAACCUUUCCAAUAAUCUGAUGUUAUUGUUUUAAUUUGUAUGUAGUCCAUCAGUGGUACAAUUGAUGUUAUUUCCAUCAUUGUUCUGAGCAUCAUGAUUGAAACUACAGUGCUAAAGAGUGAGCAUAACAGGGCCCUCUAAUGUAGAUGCUGUCCAUAUAACAAAGGUCUAUAGAGUAAAUACUAUAUGUAAUACUAUAUAUUUGAGUGGCUGUGUUAUUUAACUAACUAUGAUGGAUAUUAUUACUGUGGCACUUUUAGAAGUUGACUUAUUUAAACAUGCUGUAGAAGUUGGCUUGAGCUUCUGUUUUGUUAAUAAAGUUUUUACUUGAGCACUAA
Boleophthalmus pectinirostris (great blue-spotted mudskipper) is the source of this 3433-nucleotide messenger RNA. It is a transcript of the gene eml2, whose product is annotated as EMAP like 2. Gene Ontology annotation, molecular function: microtubule binding. The coding region runs from base 71 to 2506 and encodes 811 amino acids. Gene Ontology annotation, biological process: microtubule cytoskeleton organization. Gene Ontology annotation, cellular component: mitotic spindle. Lineage: Eukaryota; Metazoa; Chordata; Actinopteri; Gobiiformes; Gobiidae. The record is from RefSeq and is a predicted model, not a curated record. The transcript is spliced from 22 exons.